AUGCGCUUCGCUAUCGCCUCGUCUCUCUCCCUCCUUGCCCUGACGGCCUCUGCCGCUCCCAGCCCUCGCGAUGUCGGCACCGUCCAAGUCCAGUUUGCCAACGAUCAGACUGGAGCAAACGGCAAUGCCCGAAUCCCUCUUGACGGCCGUCCCGUAGAACUCGGACAGGCUUACGGACACACCAACCUGGAGAAGGAUGGCACCCUCUUCGUCACCAGCCUCCAGUUCACCGCCGACUUCCAGAACGUGGAGUGCAUCGUCCUGAGGGACUUCACUACCAAGGUUGCCGACAUUUCCGACCCGCACCAGGACUUCCAGACCUUCUCCCAGAAGCCCGUGGACUGGCAGAACCGCUUCACUAUCAGCUGCAAGAAGCAUUCUUAA
Messenger RNA from Trichoderma citrinoviride, 384 nucleotides. RefSeq lists its product as hypothetical. The coding region runs from base 1 to 384 and encodes 127 amino acids. The record is from RefSeq and is a predicted model, not a curated record. The transcript has a single exon. Lineage: Eukaryota; Fungi; Ascomycota; Sordariomycetes; Hypocreales; Hypocreaceae.